Mycotypha africana is the source of this 2139-nucleotide messenger RNA. RefSeq lists its product as uncharacterized. The transcript has a single exon. Gene Ontology annotation, biological process: SCF-dependent proteasomal ubiquitin-dependent protein catabolic process. Bases 1 to 2139 code for a protein of 712 amino acids. Gene Ontology annotation, cellular component: SCF ubiquitin ligase complex. The record is from RefSeq and is a predicted model, not a curated record. NCBI's taxonomy places the organism in Eukaryota, Fungi, Mucoromycota, Mucoromycetes, Mucorales, Mycotyphaceae.
AUGUUAUCAAAUCUGUAUCCUGAGUUACUGGAGCUUGUAGCAUCACAUUUGCCUAAUCAUGCACAAUAUAACUGCUUGACAGUCUGUCAGCGAUGGUAUCAAGCCAUGCUUCGAACACUUUACAAAAAUAUUCAAAUUAACCAUCGACGUCAGUUAAAACUACUUCUUAAGCAUUUAGCCGAACAACCAGAGAAGGGACGCUUCAUUCGUCAAUUACAUUUCAAACGAAAUAACCAUGAUUCGUUAUACACGACAAAUCAAGGAAUCAAAACCAAAAUUAUUGGUGUUACAGCUGAAGAACUUGAACAAUUAGCUUUGUACUGUACCAGCUUAGAUGUACUUGACUUUGAUCAAAAUCUAUGGAAGUACAUCAAGCUUCCAUUGAGUAUGCUUCAACGACUGAAACGAUUACCAGCCAUAAAUGUAGACAGUAGAACGGAAGAUCAGUGGUUAUGGAAGACAUUGAGCAGCAUUAACAAUAAGCCAUUGACUGGAUUAACCCAGCUGACUCUAGGUGGAGAGAUCGUCUCUCAAAUGAUGUCUCCAGCCAGGCUAGAUGAUAAAUCACAGCACUAUUAUCGUCAACAACACCAACAGCCUGCUGAUAUAUCCAUUUCGACCUCACCUUUAAUUCAAUGCUUGAAAAAUGUACCUGAACUUCGAAAGUUGUGCUUAAACAGCAAACAACCUAAAUCUCAUGUGAUUAAUGUGUUUAUUGAAGAUAUGGAAGCCAUUCAUCAAGCCUGCUUAUCGUUGGAGGAAUUGACUCUGAUUGGUUCAUUCAAAUUCAUACCCACUUUUAUAAAUAACAGCAAAAACAAUGGCACUGCUAUAUCCUCACAGAAAUAUCAUCGACUACGCAGACUCAAACUCAUUGCAUCCAUACCUCCGACAUGGUUCUAUUAUAUCGGUUACAAAUACCCAGCAUUGGAAGAACUUGAUUUCGAUUCCAUCAUAACACCUGUCGUACACGAAUAUCAAACUCUUUUCAAAAAAUUACCCUCUUCAUCCUCUCGCUCAACAGCAACGAUAGCAACGAAUGUCAUAAUGUACUUUCGACAACGGCUUAUACAACACAGACUAGAUCUAUCUGACCUAGAAAUCCAAUCUCUGUUCUGCCACCUUUUGGAUUGCUGUCCUCGACUCCGCAAAAUUGAACUCGACAGUGCCAGUGCUAAAACAUAUAUCACUGAACAAUUUUUUCAAAAAUGUCAUGCUAGCAGCAGCAGACAUUCUUGUCAUAAGCUAAAAGAAAUUAAGAUCAAAACAGAUACCUCAUACAACUUGAUUAAUCAACGUGAAUUUUUUGAUCUGUUGGUGAAUCAUGGUCAAAACUUAAUCACGGGGUUAGGCACAGAGGUCAUAUUUAAUGGUGGAACGAUUUCGUUGUCACAACUCUCCAGUUUUUCAAAGCUGACGGAUCUUGUAAUAUGUUGCGGGCAUCCUACCGUUGAAUGUGAAAUUGAUCUGAUUUUAAGUCAUUGUCAAAAGCUUGAGCAAUUAACGAUCCGUUCUGCUUAUGUUACUUUAUCAGACAGCAAAAACGACAAACAACCGCAUCCUUUGAAAUCCCUUCAGUUAAGCACAGUAUCCUUCUCGCCAAGCGUAUUUGAAUAUUUAGGCAUUCGCUGUCAUAAUUUGUCACAACUUUCAAUAUACGAAUGUGAACAGAAAACUGAUGACAGCAGCAAGAACUGUAUUAAUUUAUCUUUGCCACACAAUCACUUCAAGUCUGUCAUACUCAAGGGCAUUCGUCUUGAUUCUGUACCACUCAAGAACCAUAAUUGGACACCUAAUGUUCGCCUUGUAUCCAUUGAGCAAGAAAAAAAGGAUAAACGAUGGUAUCAUGCUUAUGAUGCGCAUCAGUUCUAUCCUGUACAAAAAGACACAACAAUCCAAAAAUUAAAUGAACGGAAGCGUCAAAUUGCUGAACAUUAUUAUCAAUUUGGCUGGAUCAAUAAUCAAAAAUACAUUGAGAAGAUUAUCAGCACAAAAUAUAGUCAUCGUGAACCAUAUUACUUGUACACUAGAACGAGUAGAGAUUGGGAGGCUGAUUUAUUCUUUGGUUACGUAGCUAUUCAAUGUCAAUCCAUCGAACAUUGGGAGCUUAUUUGUAACACCGCUUUUAACGAAUUUUAA